Molecule: messenger RNA, 1431 nt
Organism: Lycium ferocissimum
Lineage: Eukaryota; Viridiplantae; Streptophyta; Magnoliopsida; Solanales; Solanaceae
Product: putative protein phosphatase 2C 76
Exons: 6
Coding region: 167-1258 (363 amino acids)
Biological process (GO): protein dephosphorylation
Cellular component (GO): nucleus; cytosol
Molecular function (GO): protein serine/threonine phosphatase activity
Source: RefSeq, a predicted model, not a curated record
CGAAAAUAUAGAAUUGCUUUGUGAUUAGAGAUGUAUAUAUGGAUAAUUCGUGCAAAAAGCGUGUCCCUCCCCAAAACUUCUGUUUCAGUACAACAGAGCUAGGGUUCAUCAUCUCCAUUUAUCAGUUGCUAGUGCUGCUGUUUUCUCUCUAUUUUCGCUGAUCAACAUGGCUCGACGUAGAGGUAAAUCUACGAAACAACAACCGAUCAAGGCUUGGAAUAUUGUCAUAUUUGGAUUUUUUAUUGCCUGUCUUGUUGGAAUUGCUAUGAACUUUAAGGUAGCUAAGUCUAAGACUGAAUUGGAACCUGAAUCUGAAGAAAAGUUGGAUGAAGAAAUAUUAAGAAUGUUGCGUGCAAUUCCAAACAAAACAGAGUCGAUUCCAACUCAAAAUUGUCACUUCGCAUCGUCGGAAGGAAGAAGGUCUUACCAGGAGGAUAGAGUAACAUGUGACCUUAAUCUUAAGAUUCCUUUGUUUGGGGCCAGCGGCCUUGAAGAGGUCAGGGUUGGGGCGGUGGCAGUCUUUGAUGGUCAUAUUGGAUCGGCUGCUAGUGAGAUGGCCUCAAAUAUCUUUUUGGAUAAGUUUCUGCUUAAGCUCAAUAACAGUAUUGAGCAAUCAUCUAACUUGAAGGAGUUGCUAAAAUCUUCAUUAGAAACAACCAUUAAUGAUAUUGAUGCAGAAUUCUCCGAGGCUGCUUUCAAAUAUCAUUUUUAUGCGGGAUCUACUGCAGUUGUUGCCCUCAUAUAUGACAAUCAUGUUUUAGUUGCAAAUGUUGGCGAUUCAAAGGCUUUUCUUUGCUCUCAGAAAAAAAUAUCACAAGAAGCCGGUACGGCUGGUCUUCUCGCCGAGGAGUUGACGAGAGAUCAUAAUGCACAUAGGUUGGAUGAGAGGGCUAGGAUUGAAGCUUCUGGAGGUGUAUUCAAAUUCGUCCAUAAUUUUGUUCCUCUCCUCAUGGGCCACUUUCCCAUGACCCGAGCUAUUGGUGAUGUUCCUUUGAAAAGAUAUGGCAUCAUAGCUAAUCCAGAGAUGACUGAUUGGCGAUCUUUAACCUCAAAGGAUGAGUUUUUAGUGGUGGCAUCUGAUGGAAUAUUUGAAAGCAUAGCUCCCCAGGAAGUCUGUGAUUUUCUAACUGUAAAGGACCAUUCAGAUCCAUCAUUAUUGGCUGAACAACUCAUUCAGAAAGCAUAUUUAGAAGGCAGCUACGAUAAUUUAUCAGUUGUUUUGGUUCCCUUGGGGUCGGGGGGGAGCUCCUGUAGAUGAUUUAUCAGCUGUUUCUGGUUCCCCUGGGAUAUGUAGAGGUUGUAGAAAAAGUAUCUUACAACUCGGGCUGGAAAUGUUGUCAGCAGCCCAAGAUGCACUUAACCAUCAUCCUAUGGGGCACAUGACGAAACAGGACCCCCUAAAUACCUUUUUAUAGACAAUUUUUAUAAUAA